Pistacia vera is the source of this 2459-nucleotide messenger RNA. Its product is annotated as conserved oligomeric Golgi complex subunit 4. Bases 99 to 2330 code for a protein of 743 amino acids. The transcript has 2 exons. Lineage: Eukaryota; Viridiplantae; Streptophyta; Magnoliopsida; Sapindales; Anacardiaceae. The record is from RefSeq and is a predicted model, not a curated record.
UUAGAAAGACGGUUAACUAUUGGUUUGCUUACAACUUAAUCUUCUCGAAUUUAAGUGUGAGGUGAGACCUGAUCUGAAUUCCAGAAUUACGCAUUGAGAUGUCGUCGACUCCAAGGGUAUCGUCGGAAGAGCAACACAAUGAGGAGACAGCUCUACCGUCGUCUGUGAAAUUCGGAACAUCGGAGGCCCUAGCCUAUGUCCGCACUCUAACAGACGUAGGCGCCAUGACGCGUCUACUCCACGAGUGCAUCGCUUACCAACGGGCGCUUGACGUCGAUCUCGACAACCUCCUCUCACAGCGCAGUGACAUCGACAAGCACCUUCUCCAACUCCAGAAAUCCGCUGAGGUGCUGGACAUAGUGAAGGCUGAUUCGGAUCACAUGCUCUCUAACGUCCGCUCCACCAGUGAUCUUGCUGAUCAAGUUAGCGGCAAAGUCCGAGAGCUAGACUUGGCUCAGUCUCGCGUCAAUGACACUCUCCUUCGCAUUGAUGCUAUCGUGGAACGGAACAACUGUUUAGACGGCGUUAGAACCGCUAUGGAUGAAGAGAACUUCGAAGCGGCGGCCAAUUAUGUGCAAAGGUUUAUUGAAAUUGAUGGCAAGUACAAGGACUCAGGAUCUGAGCAGAGAGAACAAUUAAUGGCGGCGAAAAAGCAAUUGGAAGCAAUCGUUAAGAAGCGUGUGGUAGCGGCAGUGGAUCAGAGAGAUCACGGUACGAUUUUAAGAUUUAUAAAGCUUUAUUCACCGUUAGGAAUAGAAGAAGAGGGAUUACAAGUGUAUGUAGGGUAUUUGAAGAAAGUUAUAGGGAUGAGAUCGAGGAUGGAAUAUGAUAAUUUGGUGGAGUUGAUAGAGCAGAGUCAAGAUGAAACUAAAGUUGAUUUUAUUUCUUGUUUGACUAAUUUGUUUAAGGAUAUUGUGCUUGCUAUUGAGGAAAAUGAUGGGAUUUUGAGGGGUUUGUGUGGAGAGGAUGGGAUUGUUUAUGCUGUAUGUGAGUUACAAGAGGAGUGUGAUUCAAGGGGGGGUAUGAUUUUGAGGAAAUAUAUGGAGUAUAGAAAAUUGGCUAAGAUAUCGUCUGAUAUUAAUGCUCAGAAUAUGAAUUUACUAACCGUGGGUGUGACUGAAGGUCCUGAUCCGAGAGAGGUUGAGUUGUAUCUAGAAGAAAUUUUGUCAUUGAUGCAAUUGGGUGAGGAUUAUACUGAAUUUAUGGUGUCUAAGAUUAAGAGUUUGAGCUCUGUGGAUCCGGAGUUAGUGCCACGAGCUACUAAGGCUUUUAGGAGUGGAAGUUUUAACAAGGUUUUGCAAGAUAUUACUGGGUUUUAUGUGAUUUUUGAGGGAUUCUUUAUGGUGGAGAAUGUGAGGAAAGCUAUUAGGAUUGAUGAGCCUGCAAGCGAUAGCCUUACCACAUCUAUGGUGGAUGAUACUUUUUAUGUUAUUCAGAGUUGUUUGAGAAGGGCAAUAUCCACUUCAAAUAUCAGCUCUCUGAUUGCUGUCUUGAGUGGUGCAACUAGUUUGUUAAGCAAUGAAUACCAUGAGGCAUUGCAGCAGAAAACAAGGGAGCCAAACCUUGGGGCAAAAUUGUUCUUGGGUGGUGUCGGUGUGCAGAAGACUGGGACAGAGAUUGCAACAGCUUUGAAUAAUAUUGAUGUGAGUAGUGAGUAUGUCCUGAAACUAAAGCAUGAGAUUGAAGAGAAAUGUGCAGAGGUAUUCCCUGCUCCUGCUGAUAGGGAAAAGGUUAAGUCCUGUUUAUCUGAGUUGGCCGAUUUGAGCAAAACUUUCAAGCAAGCCCUGAGUAUUGGCAUGGAACAACUUGUGGCAACUGUAACACCCCGAAUUCGUCCAGUUUUAGACAGUGUUGCAACCAUCAGCUAUGAGCUAUCAGAGGCUGAGUAUGCUGAUAAUGAAGUUAAUGAUCCAUGGGUUCAGAGGCUUCUCCAUGCCGUUGAGACAAAUGCAGCAUGGCUCCAGCCACUGAUGACUGUCAACAACUAUGACACAUUUGUUCACUUGAUCAUUGAUUUCAUUGUUAAGAGGCUUGAGGUGAUUAUGAUGCAGAAAAGGUUCAGUCAACUUGGUGGUCUGCAGCUUGACAGAGAUGCUAGGGCUCUGGUAGGCCAUUUCUCUAGCAUGACUCAGAGAACCGUUAGAGACAAGUUUGCUCGCCUUACUCAAAUGGCAACAAUUCUCAACUUGGAAAAGGUAUCUGAGAUUCUAGAUUUCUGGGGUGAGAACUCUGGACCUAUGACUUGGAGACUAACCCCAGCUGAGGUUAGGCGAGUUCUUGGUCUAAGGGUUGAUUUUAAACCAGAGGCAAUAGCUGCUCUGAAGUUGUAAUCUGGUCUAUUUAGGUCCUAAGCUUCCCAUUUUCACAAUCUUCUAUUCUUUUCCCUGUCAGUGUAAGAAGCAAAUACAUACCAUAUACCACCCUAUAGACAUCUUGGCUAAUUCUUACGUUUUUUGUUU